AACAAAGAUACAACAUUGAGAAAUGUUUUGUUUAUCCCUCCAGUGCUUUCAUUGUUUAUCAAAUGCAUAAUUGAAUAUUGCCAAGAUGAUCGAGGAAGAUAUCUUAGAUAUAAAACUAAACAAACACGACAUGGAACAGGCGAUAUACAAGGAAUACAAUGGCAGGAUUACGUAAAUCCUAAAGAGGCAAUUUCUACUAUAAUAAUGUGUACAAGAAACUGUCUUUAAUUACAGUCUAUGAUGACAGUUGCACAGACUUGACUGAAUCAGGUUUCACUUCCCUAUUUCUUGACGGAUGUCAAGUAGACUUCAAAAAAAGGAAAACAGCCAAGCCACACCCUUAUUUACAGACGCAACAUGUGAUUUCCUGCAUUAUACAGACAACACUUUGAAAACCAUGCUUGUGGCACAACUGGAAUGGUUGUGUAUAAAAACCUUUGUGCACACUAACAUGGUUUUCGAGGCCAAAGUCUCUGUUGUUGAUCAGUCUAGAAGUUGUUGCUCAUCAGAAGCUAAUUUUUUUCAUGGGUUAUGUAACAUCCCACACUGUCAGGUCAUCUCUGCUGCUCUUAUUGCACAAUCCAAAGUGCGGAGGACACAUUUAUUUGUCUUAAAGCAGGGUUUAUCACAAGACAACGCUGCCAGCCACGGCUUCUUUUGGAACUAAGGCUCAUUGUGUCAUGCUCCCACAUGCCAUAUUGCUAAGCCGGACUUUAAAGAGAAUGUUAACAUGCUGCGCUGUGCACAUUAGCACCAUGGCUUUGGUGGUAUUAACCAUUAACUUGCUGAGUGUCAGGUUGUUUGAAAAAUUAUAGAACAGAAAGUGAAAAGCUGGAACUUUUUGUGGAAGGUUCUGCCAAAUGAACUUUUGUCCUGGUUAACUACCACGUUGUGCUGUGGAAGAUAUGCAUGUCAUAAUGCAUAGUCAUUAUUUGCCUAGCCUCAUGUCGUUCGAAACCAUACAUACUGUGUCUUUGGAACAAAACGGUUGACAUUUUUGAAGAACCUUUACACUGCAGUUUCUAUACAAUGGCUAUGUUUACAUGUACACCUUUAGUCAGGGUGAGGAAUUACUUGGAUUAAGAUAAGUUUACAUGACAUGGGCAAACCCCAAUUUUCAAUCCUGCUUUUCAAGGCUAUUUUGAUUACUUGCUAACAAAUGCAGUUCUAUCUGUACCCGUUCACCUGUUCCCCAAACUACAACAUGAAAUGUUUAAUUUAAAUACUGUUUGUUGCUGGUUUCAUUUGUCAAAUGCAAAAGUGUUCUAGAGUACUAAACCUACCUUAUUCGUAUGCAGCACUAGCACAUGUACACUUGCUGCUUAACUAGUAAUAAAAAUGUGUCAAAUUCUAUCAAUGUUUUCAUUUUAUUUGAUCUAUUUAUUCAUUUACUAUUUUUAUUAAAAUGUACGUAUUCAUUUAUUUUGCUUUUCGUCUUGUUUGGUGGUACAUGUGAAAUUUUCUGUAAAAGCUCUAUAAUGCUCUCUGAAAGUGUUUGUACAAUAUCAUUUCUGUUUCUUUAAUAAAAAAGCACACUUUUGCAUAUAAGCGUGAUUAAAAUGUGCAUUUUACUGCAAUUAUGGUUACUCAGAUUAUAAGCAUAAUCAUAUUAACAUAAUCACAGUAUCCUGUUUACAUGAGCUCCAACUAAACCGCAGUACUGCUCUAACUGCAUUAUAGGAGUGCAUGUAAACGUAGCCAGUCCAUGAUGGCACAAUCUGACAAGCUCCAAAAAGAACAGAAAGCACAAAAAAGAUGUGAUGUGAAUUUUGUGCAGUAUUCCUAUUCUUUCAAAGUUAUUCACUGAUCUUAAUUUCCAUCAAAAAUCGUGUCUAGCCUCUGCUCAUGUACAGAUUUUUUUUUUUUUUUAACUAUAUGAUAUGUGUUUUGCAGUGUUUUUGUUCUUUAUGGAGCAUGUCAGAUGUGGUCACAUGAACCGAUUAAAAAUGUCUUGAAAAUUUGUACUUUUGUGCUCUGCAGAACAAACAAGUUGGGAAUUGCAUGAGGUAAGUAAAUAAUGACAGAUUUUUCAAUUUGGGCUGGACUAUGCCUUUAAUAAAACAAAGUCCUCAUCACUUAUGGGAUUUCCAAGGAGAGAGCGAGAGGGAGGGAGAGUGCAGUUCCCCUGGGUCACGGUUAUAUAGCUGAGGUCAGCAAGAGGACAAAACACCUCAUUGAUAACUGCACUAUGACACAUCUCCAUUGCCCUGAUAAAGAGCCAGUCAGUCUGGAAGGUGUUCAUGACUACGCGGAAAACUGUGAAUCAUAAAGACACCGGGUACAUGGCAGGGUGGUGAUCACUGACCUAGAAUCAGGCUGAUGGGAAAUCCUGUGUUCAGAUGAAGUUCUAAGUACACUGAAUUCCUUGCACAAUGGUUGUAAUCUACUAGUUAUAUUGGAAAGAGUCAGAUGUGCUCUCUCACACGCACACACUAUAGGAAUGUACUGCAGUGUGACUCACAGAGAGAUGACUAAUAACAGUUCAAUUAGCUUAGGACAAUAAGUAUCACCUGAUUGCCCAGGGCCAGUGAGUUUCGGGACAGUUGACUGAACAGUCAGACCAGUGCUGCAAUUUGCCACUAUGUCUUCUGAGGUCCUGCCUGGUCACCCAAUUGGAGGUUUAUUUCAUAAUAACAACCAGCUAAUUGUACUUUAUCCCUUAUAUAACUUCUAGCUAUUAUUGGUGAGUGAGUAAAUAAAAAUAAAUAAAUACUAAUAUGCUGCACAUAAACAGAGGCAUUAUAAUUUGCUGCUAAAAAUAAAAUGAUUGGUAGCUCCAGUGAAAUAUCUGAACUACUGCAGCAGAAUAGUCUUUAACAUAUGUGCAUGUAGCACUUUAACCUGUCAAAUCAGUAGGGAAACAAUUAAUGAAAAAGAACAGAAUCAUAUAAUUAAGCAGUAUCACACAAGCAAGAGUGCUGUUGUUCUGAACUUCAACAAUAAGUUAGCGUUGAGUAACUUGCGUUUUAGAAAAUACUGCCAGUUACUUUGUAACUAUUUGUGCUUUGUCAAUGAAAAUAGCUGCAGUUAAAGGGGACAGUCAACAGAAAGCAGUUGUUGUAAAUGAAUCGGUGUUUUCAACUAAUUCGCUGAAUGCAUGAUUUAAUGAUUUGCUCAGAAUAAAAAACAGUUGCAUGUCGCCACCUACUGGCACAACAGUUGAUUAUGAAAAAAGAAACUUUUGCUAAGCACAGUUUUGCUUAACCGCAUAAUAAAAGGGUUUUUUACUCAAAGUUUUUUUUUUUUUAAACAGUUACAUUGUGGCCAUCUAGUGGUCAAAAAGAACAACACCUACAUAUCUGCUGUGCCCCAGCUUUCACAUGUUAUCUCUGCAAAUGAUUCUCUCUGAAUUUUGUUUUUUUAUUUAUUUAUUUUUUAAUAAGAGUCAUUGUCAAAACAAAAGUGAUUAUAAGUCGUUUGGGUGUAUUUACACUAAAAAAUAAAAAAACAAUCCAUAAAAUUUGCAAUGUCGAUUUUGACAUGUUUCAUGUGAGCUUCACAUACGUAUUACCAUACUCAAAAAAUAAAUAAAUAAAUAAAAAAAUCUCUAAUCUAAUUUUUUACGCCAGAUUGUGGUCACGUGGUUGUCAGCUCCAAUAUCAAUGUCCAAUAUAUUGAGUUUCGGUGUCAGACAUAACAUCGCUCCACGAUCGCUCGAAACGGGUUUCUUGUACAGAGCGCACAACAUACAAAACCCGGAGUAGACUUUCAGCCAAGUGCUUUCAGAACGCUUUGAGCGUGGGAGGUGCCGCUCCGCUCCACUAACACACGCUGAUCCAGUCCGGCUUUCAGCCUGAGCGUUGCUUGGUGACACCCAAAGCUUGAAGCUUUGGCAUGUUCGGAACUAUUUUCGUUGGCUGAGAAGAAAUAUACGAACUAACUCGCCAAACUUUGUGUGAAACCAAUCAGAUUUUAUGGAUAUCUGGCAGAUAGCAGAUCGUUUUACAGCGCGUAUUCCUCCAAGGCUUCCUGAAGAUCAUAUUCCUUGUUGGGUUACACCCAGGCCUUUGACUUUAGCAGCAUUUGUGAGGAGGUGCAAGAGCAAAUAUGUUCCAACAAAGGACAGCAAAGGUUACUGUUAGAAAUAUCAGGUCUUUUGCAAGGAAAGAGAUAGCCUACUACACUGCUCUAGAUACAAGACCUGCUCGAGACAAGAGGAGGGCACAGACAGAAGGAAGGGAGGAAUAAAACGAAAGAGGCAAAAAUGACUUGGAACUGUGUGGGAAGACAUGGGAGGAGCUUGCAAAGUAUAAACUUGGAUGUUUCCUAGCAGUGGAGAGCCUCAGCACGGUAAACGAUGCCAAAAGUAAAUGAAGAGGACGAAUGCACCGUCGCAUUAACAGAACAUUUGGCGGAUAUUCUUUAAAGUUCAGUCUUCUGGAACAUCUGCGAGACGCCAGCAGCUCAGGAACUGACGCUGGGAUCAACUCCUCGGGUGCACUGGAGCUGGACACGGUGUGGCAUGCGUGGAUCAAAUAUUCCUGCAUAGUCCAAAUACAAACUAAAAGAAAGACAGCGAACUUAUUUCGUAAGAUGAUCUGCUUAUUGUUUUUGUUCCACUGUGCUGCCGGCGUGUUGUCGUCUUCAACCCAGGUGGCUACAAUCUACCCUCAAGACCCGGCCCUUCCCAUCGGCUCCAGCCUGACAGCCACAUGCUCAGUGAAUCCAGACCACGGCAUUCACGCAGGCUCGCUCUACUGGACGCUGAACGGAAAGCGUCUUCCCAGCAGCACCUACAGCAUUCUGAGCCCCACCGUGCUCAGCAUCACCCUCCCGCGGCUCUCUGGGUCCCGCCAGCGCUCCGGAGACAACCUCGUGUGCCAUAACAGCGGGGGUCAUGUGCUGGCCGGCUCCUGCAUCUAUGUUGGCAUGCCUCCUGAGAAACCCGUGAAUCUUACCUGCUGGUCCAGGAACACUAAAGACCUCACCUGUAGAUGGGCCCCUGGGGGCCAGGGGGAAACCUUCAUCAAGACAAAAUACACACUCAAAUAUAAGCUCAGGUGGUACGGACGAGAAAAGGAGUGUGAGGACUAUAGCACGGGAGAACCAUAUACAUGCUACAUCCCCCGUGACCUCGCCCUCUUCACGCCCUACGAGAUAUGGGUGGAGGCCUCCAACCAACUCGGAACCGCAACAUCCGACGUCAUCUACUUGGAUAUCUUAGACGUGGUGACGACAGACCCACCGACUGAUGUGACCGUGAGCCGAGUGGGCGACCUGGAGGACCAGCUGACUGUGCGCUGGGGGACACCGCCUGCACUAAAAGACUUCCUCUUUCAGGCCAAAUACCAGAUCAGAUACAGACUGGAAGAAAGCAGCGACUGGAAGGUGGUGGAUGAUGUUGGGAACCAGACUUCCUGCAGGCUCGCAGGGUUGCGGCCAGGCACGGUGUAUUUCGUGCAGGUGCGCUGUAAUCCGGUUGGGAUUCUGGGAUCUAGGAAAGCAGGCAUUUGGAGUGACUGGAGUCACCCAACUGCAGCCUCAACACCACACAGUGAGCGGCUGCUGACAGGGUCAUGUGACUCGAAGGUGGGGCAGCAGAACUCCACGUUGCGGCGGGAUUUGAAGCAGUUCUUUGGCUGGGUGCGCAAGCACGCCUACGGUUGCAGCGGUAUGAGUAUCAAACUUUAUGAUCAGUGGCGGGUCUGGCUGCAGAAAUCUCACAAAACCCGCAACCAGGUUCUUCAAGGAGAUAAAUCAUAGCACGUCGCUCCUGGCAGGCAGAACAUUUAACAACAACAGCACACUGUGGAAGAAUUCACAUUUUCCAGACUGCUGCUUGGCUCAGUGCAAGAAACGUAAAGUACAGCUGGACUCAAAACGGGAUUUUCAAUCAACAAAAGGUGACGGGCAUUUGGUCCCUCGGACACAGAUUAAAUUGUGCAGUUCUCUAAAAUGCCUUAUUAUACAGGAAAACAAACUGUCUUUGAUAAUAGCCACGGAGAUCACGUGGACUAUAUCCUCGCAACUCACUAUCUGUGGAGACAAGUUCUUGAUCGUGUGUCGGGGAGCAAUUAAUUAAAGGUCAUAAUUUGCACAUUUACUGAUGACUAUGCACGAGCCAUGCUUAGCCAACGUGACACAUGGUCUAUAUGUGGACCCGUGACGUUUUCAGAUCUUGCUAACUUUAGCCAACCUGUAUGUUAAAGAGGUUCCUCAUGGACAAAUGGAAAACGUCUGAAUGUUUUUUUCAGCCAGCGUUUUGUGUAACUUCAAGACAACUGGAAUAAUAUUAAGACCAUCCAGUUUUACCAAAGGUACCUUUCAUGAAUGUUUGAGUGACUACAGCAGUUUACCUAAAAAUCUGACAGGUAUACCUCACAGAACAUCUUGCCACUUUUUAGUCUCCGUAUCAAAAGUUGCAAUGCAAUGCAAUGCUGAACAUAUCAAUACAUAGAAAUAAGCCUCUCGCUGCAGUCGUAAAGGAGGACCUAUAUUCCGGAUCAACACUACAACAAAAAGUUAACAUGUUGGAACCUCAGUGUGGACUCAGAAAAUAGCUUUCUAAUGAAUGGAGAGGAAGAUUUGGCCAACUAACGUUGUUUCUCAUGUUUAUAUGUGUUUUGCGGUUACAAAACUGUAACUGUGUUUGUAGCAUUGAACUGUUUGAAAAUAAUUUUAUGUAUUGAGACAUUUUACUGCUUUUAUUUUUGUACUGAAUUGUAUCCGCAUAUUUAAAUUUAAAGUUAUGUUUUGACUCUUAAGUUAUGUGUAGGUAGAUUAUAUUAUUAUUGACUGAAUUGUUAAACCCUAAUAUUGUUCAUAAAAUCCUUCUUUAAGAUAAAACCUAUGAAAGUUUUUGAACUUUUUGGCCAA
This is a messenger RNA of Onychostoma macrolepis, 6816 nucleotides long. RefSeq names its product cytokine receptor-like factor 1a (gene crlf1a). The transcript has 11 exons. The record is from RefSeq and is a predicted model, not a curated record. Bases 4324 to 5703 code for a protein of 459 amino acids. Lineage: Eukaryota; Metazoa; Chordata; Actinopteri; Cypriniformes; Cyprinidae. Gene Ontology annotation, molecular function: protein binding; cytokine receptor activity. Gene Ontology annotation, cellular component: external side of plasma membrane. Gene Ontology annotation, biological process: cytokine-mediated signaling pathway.